Molecule: messenger RNA, 2743 nt
Organism: Nicrophorus vespilloides
Lineage: Eukaryota; Metazoa; Arthropoda; Insecta; Coleoptera; Silphidae
Product: dnaJ homolog subfamily C member 2
Exons: 3
Coding region: 201-2099 (632 amino acids)
Biological process (GO): 'de novo' cotranslational protein folding; regulation of translational fidelity
Cellular component (GO): cytosol
Molecular function (GO): ribosome binding; Hsp70 protein binding
Source: RefSeq, a predicted model, not a curated record
CGGUUAACUUGGCGGCGAGUGCGGGUCUGCUCGACGGCACUGUCGCAAUCUGACAUUUGCGUCCACAUGGUUUGUGGGUGAAAAUACCGAGCUGAAAGGAACGUGUUGUGUAUAAAUAAAAAUUGUGCUCUCGACAAACGGGUGGCAGCAGCAAGCAAUUUAAACGGGUGAGAAGCAAGUGAUGUGAUUGUGCUUUUAAAAUGGGAGAAGUUAAAGCACAUGCACGUAGAAGUUGCAAGACGAUCGCUCUAAGGUACAGAUUUGUAUUGAACAACCAAGAGGAUGGCAAGUCAGAGCUGCAAUUUUUGCCUCAUGAAUUGAUUAAAUUGGAAGUGGACGUUUCUAAGGAACCGACACCAGAACCAGAGCCAGAGGUGGUCUAUGUAGAUGAUGUAGAGUAUCUGCGAAGCUUGGACCCCAAGGAAUGGAAAAAGCAGGAUCAUUACAAGGUGCUUGGCAUCGAGCCACUCAGGAUUAAAGCAACAGAGGAGAUCAUUAAGACAGCUUAUAGGAAGAUGGUUCUGAAGCAUCAUCCUGAUAAGAGGAAAGCUCAGGGUGAAGAGAUCUUGCAGGAUGAUGAUUAUUUCACUUGCAUCACGAUGGCCUACGAAACGUUAGGAAAUCCGGUGAAGAGAAAGUCGUAUGAUUCAGUUGAUCCUGAAUUCGAUGACAACAUCCCAACAACUAGUGAGAUUAAAAAAGAUUUUUACAAAGUAUUUGAUAAGUAUUUCCAAUUGAAUUCGCGUUGGUCUGAGAGGAAGAAAGUGCCGAAAAUUGGUAACGCUGAUGCUACCAGAGAUGAAGUCGAUCAUUUCUAUUCAUUUUGGUAUGAUUUUAAAUCCUGGAGAGAAUACUCUUACGAAGAUGAGGAGGAUAAGGAUAAAUGCACAGAUAGGGAUGAAAGAAGGUACGUAGAUAAAUUGAACAAAGCUGAGAGACUCAGAAAGAAGAAGGAGGAAAACUCUAGAAUCAGACAGUUGGUGGAUUUGGCUUAUAACAAUGAUCCUAGAAUAAUAAAGUUUAGGCAAGAAGAUAAAGACAAAAAAUUGGCCAUUAAGAAAGCGAAACAAACGGCCGCGCAGGCAAAACGCGACGAGGAAGAGAGAGUCUUGAGGGAGGCCCAGCAGGCUAAGGAGAAGGCCGAGGCUGCAGAACGGGCCAAGAUAGAGGCGAAGCGUCAAGAACGCGAAGCCCUCAAGAGAGUGCUGAAGAGGGAAAAGAAAACGCUCAGGGACUUCUGCAAGAGUCACGAUUAUUUCGUGACCAAUCCGGACGACAAUUUGAAGCAUUUAACAGCGCUGGAGAGACUUUGCGAGUAUCUGACCGUCGAAGAAUUGGGUGAGCUGAAUAAGAAUCUGAAGAACAAUGGAAAAUCGGCGUUCAUGAAAGCCAUCAAAGAGAACGAUGCGAAGAUCGAGGCAGAGAGAAUGGCGAGCACUCAGACAUAUCAGCAGAGGAUAUCAGAGCAAGUUAAAAACAAUGUGGUAAAAGUCAAUCCGGAAUGGACGAAUGACAAUAUUCAGCUGCUGAUCAAAGCGGUGAAUCUGUUUCCUGCUGGCACGAAUCAGAGAUGGGAGGUCGUCGCGAAUUUCCUGAACCAGCAUGGUACAAUUAGUGAAAACAGUUCCAACUUUACUGCCAAGCUGGUACUGGCGAAGGCUAAGGAUUUGCAGAACACCGAUUUCUCUAAGAACAACAUGAAGGAGGCUGCGAAUAAGGAAGCGUUCAAUACUUUUGUUAAAGAAAAGAAAGCGACAGUUAACGUCAAGGACACUGAAAUUUCUAAGAAAGAUGGAAAGAAGGAGGCAGCACCUAAAGUCGCUGCAUCUAAAGUCGUUGCACCUAAAGUAACACCGCCUACGCCUACACCUGCCCCGAUGACAAACGGUGAUGCGACAACAUCUACCUGGUCGAAGAGCGAACAGCAGCUGCUCGAACAAGCGCUGAAAACCUAUCCAUCUUCGACGGCGGAGAGAUGGGAUCGUAUCGCCGAGUGUAUACCAAAUAGAUCCAAGAAAGAUUGCAUGAAACGUUAUAAGGAAUUAGUGGAAACGAUAAAGGCGAAGAAAGCUGCACAGGCCAAUCUCAACUCGAAAUAACGAUUGAUACGAGAUGUAUAGAAUAUUAGGGCAUUUUUUUGAGAAAAAAAAACUUGGUUUAUUUAUUAAACUUGAAUCGUUUACUUAUCGUCAUUUUCUUUUUAAAACACUUACAAUUAUUGUUAUUAUCAUUACGUAUUACCUUUUUGUUCUUUGAAGCUGGCUUUUCAGAUUUUACAUUAUCGUAUAUGUAUUCUUUUUCCUUUACUUAUUUUCUUUAAUAUUAAGGCGGCGUCUCUACCACACGUUCUCCCCUCAACAACAACAACAACAACAAAAAAAAAACACAAAUUGUUAAAGGAAUUUAUACGAUUUUCUUUUAUUUUCUUAAAUUCAAUUCAUGUGACAAAUAUACUUAUUAUACAAUCAUUCAUUUUGUGCUGUGUUCCGAAACCUAGUUAUUAGAUUGUAUUACUUUCAAUUAAAAGCAAUAAACUUAUGCAUUAGCACUAGCUACAUAGGUAGGUAAGGUGUAUUUAAAUAAAGUCAUAUAUUAAUCGAAGCGUACGACUAUUGUCUAUAUUGUUGAAAUGUAGAAAUGACAUCAACUAUUUGAACAGCUUUUCGAGCGUUAUAAUUUAUGGAAUGUAUCAUACUUUUUUGUUUGUUUGUUUAACCCUGUAUAUCAUUUUGUAUUUACUUAC